UUUAUCGAUAUUCAGUUGAUCUGGAGCGACGGUCGAGCAAACAGAAUUUACUGAAUUUCUGGGUGGAGCUGUCUAAAUCUCAUGGAAUUUGUUAAUUUCUCGAGUAUCUUUCUCUCCCAUUACUAUUGAUUGAUACCUUUCUGAGUAUUACCGUCAAAGAAUCGCUGACCCAUGCCUGUUGGACCGAAGUCACUACUCAGAAGAAACGGAGAGAUGAAUUCUCGGAACCGGAACCGACCUACCCCUCCAGAGCGUAGAUUUCGAGGUAUAGAUGUGACGAACCCUGCAUAUAUAACUCAGGUUACGCAAUCGCAGUACCGUAUCUCACCGGCUGAAGCUCUUACUAAGAUGAAGAUGUUGGAGCACUGUGAUCGUGCUGUGAUCAAUCCUAUGUUUCAUACACCCUCCCCAGACCAUCCAUCAAAUGAUCCAAAAAUCAAUGAGUUCAUCAGUGUAGACAAAGCAGUUAUCAAUUUUUUCUUCGGUCGAGGUGUACCAGAUUACAAUAAAAUCAAGGCUACUAACAAUGAUGACCAACGGAGCCACAUACAUACACCUCCAGACAAUUGGGUAGACCAGUAUCCCCUUCACAGUGCUGCGUACGAAGGUAAUGCUAAUGAGGUUGCGCAACUUCUUCACCGAGGCUACCCAGCUGAUCAACCUGAUGUACAUCUAUGGGUCCCACUGCACUAUGCUUGUUGGAAUGGACAUGUAGAAGCUGUGAAAACUCUACUUCUGAAUAACAACUGUUCGCCAAACACAGAGAAUGACAGUGGAUCGACGCCGCUUCAUUUCUCAGCAUUCAAAGGUCACGCGGAGGUCGUGCGAUUACUGUUAAAUCAUCGAGAUAUUGACAAGUAUGUAGUGAAUAAAGAAGGAAGAACUCCCCUUCAACUUUGUGAAGAAUCCAGACAAAAUGACUGGGAAACAACAAGAAAACUACUUAAAGAAGCCAAAGAAAAACCAUCUCACAUAAAGAUUGAUGUACAUCUAAUGGACCUGGACGGUUCACAUGUGGUGCUAGAUCUGGAGAAAGGCAGUAAUACAGUAAUAGCAGACCUUGUUCAGCAAUUGCAGUUACCAAGAGGAGGUCUCCAGAUCUUCGCUGUAUGGAUUGCUUCACAAAACCUUCAUUUACAGAUGAGACCAGAGCACAAGCCUGUAUUACAUUUAAAGCAAUGGGAUUCCAUCAUCAGACAACUCACAAAUUACAACCCCGAUACAGAGCGCCCUCUAUUGUAUCUCAGGAGAGAUGCUCUGCUCACUGUAGAAGAAGAAAGAACGAUUCGAGACCCCCAAGCGAUCAAGAUGCUCUUCGAUGAAAGUUUACUGAAUGUGUUAAAAGGAAUGUAUCCAUGCAACGAUGCUGAUGCGAUCACCCUAGCAGGAAUUUAUAUGCAGAUUACAUAUGGCGAUCAUGAUCCAAAGAGGCAUAGAGCUGGAUUCUUGAACAACAUCAACCUGAGGCAUUUCAUACCAAGCAUCAAAUUAGAGGGCAAAGGUCAAAGUUCACGGAGCAUGAACUGGGCACAGAAGAUCGUCAAUGAACACCGGAACGUCACGCAGAAAGGCAUUAGAGAUGUCACGAAAUUGCAAAUGAUGUACUUGGAGAAAUGCCGGUCAUUCCCUGUGUACGGCUCAGCCAUAUUCUUUGGGUCGGCUCAACUAGGGGGCAGUCGGAGAGGUCAAGGAGGGUCACAGAGGUCACCGGCUGCAUUUGUAGGGGUCAACUCAAGAGGGAUACAUCUGAUAAAUGCUAUUAGUAAGAUGAUGAUUCUUAGUGUGGGUUACAAGCAAGGAUUGACGUGGGAGGUGUCGAAUGAUAUGCAGACGUUGACGUUAUUAAUCCAAGAUGGUAAUGGCUAUCGGUCACUACCGGUCAAGACAAAACAGUCUGCCAUCAUCAGCAAUCUAGCCAACAAGCUCUCAGGACGGAUAAACCAAGAAGACCAGCCGUCGACGAGUAGAGCGAACAGCUUACAGAGACACUGAUCGGCAAUCCUCAUCACCCGUUGAACAGUUCAUGGAGACCGUUUUUACCCAGUUUUGUUCACUUUCAUGCAUAUGUAUCUCAAUUAACUUCAGAUGAACAAGCGAACAGCUUACAGAGACAUUGAUCUGCAAUCCCUAUCACCUAUAUACAAUUCAUGGAGAUCGUUUUUACCAAUUUUUGUUCACUUUCAUGCAUAUGCAUCUCAGUUAACUUCAGAUGAACAACUACUAGACUCCUAACGGUCACGUUGUAUAUCCGCACCACCGAUACUCUUCAGAAGCAUAUGCUGCAGGGAUUAUGCAUCCGAUGACCUGGAGCAGGAAUGUGGAUUCAGUUGUUCCUCGACUUAAUAGUUCGCGGUCUUUGUUUGGUUCAGAUAUAUGCAAAUAAUAGGCUGACAACUCUCACAUUCUUCACAUGCUACGAACGUCUCUGUGGAAUGCUUUUGACUUUUACCUCAAUAUCUCUGUGCUGAUCGUCCAUGAUGACCGACCAGGCUGGUCAGGCUGCUAUCGUCAAGGGCACCUGCUAGACUCAAGCCCAAGGGGAGCAUUACAUCAAGCAAAGAGUCACUGAUGGCUGUUAUAAGUUACCGAAAUUCUUGCUUCUGAUUGGCAGAUAGCAAGUUAGUCAGUGGAAAUGACCGACAAGAUGCUUUAGGAAAUGCUUCCCUGGUGUGGGUAGCUCAUAUCUUGCGCACUCGAAUGUUACAUCGGUUCACAAGUGGAGGCUUGGCACAGAUGAAUUAGAUCUAGGACAGUACUGUGAAAUCCUCAAGUUUUCUACCUGCAUGUAAUGUAUCCCCCAAAUUCUUGUACAAACCCUUCUAUGUUUAAAUUUGUUUGAUUUAUGUAUGAUGGAUCCCUAAGUUGCUUUCUAAGGAAUCUUUUGAACCUAAGAACUGCUUUGAAGGCCAAGGACGCCAAAAACAACAUGUUAAUUGAAAUGGAAUAGGAAAAGAAAAUAAACCACAUAGUAUUAUAAAUUUUAGUAGAAUCAGACGUAGAAUAUUGAAGAAUGGCUAAAUAAUACGAAACAGGUAUGAGAGUGCUGGCUGAUAAUGUUGCCUACUUGCUAUAGGUUGUUGAUUAUUUUUUUAAAUUCAUUUUGGGUUUGGUUUGGCAUUCAAAAUAGAUAUUGAAACAAGUUUGAAGUUGUGCAUAACCAAGAAUAUAGGAAUGCUAUUGCCUAUCUACUCUGUAGCAAUACAUUGGAUCACAUGAUUGCAUUCUUUCAUAAAUCUUCCUCAUCUCAUAAUUCUCCUCCACCGCCUAUCUCAUGUUGAAGAUGAAUGGAAAGAGUUGAGACUUUCUUGAGUAAUCAAACCGAACCUAGAAAACUGUAGUUUCUUGGUACAGCAAGCCAGAUUCUGUUUCUCAUGUAAAUAGGCAGUAUGCACAAAUUAUUGUCACUGAGCAUGUACUCAAACUUUCUAAAAUUGAAAUGUGGAUCUACAUGUAUAAUGUCAGUGAAAAAUAGCUAAAUCUCUGCCAAUAUGCUAAAAAAUAUUGUGGUAUUAAUUGGAAAUAGAAAAAUAUAAAACAAAUCAUGAUUUGAGUGUAUAUUUUGAUAUUCACAGUGACAUUUAUGACUCCUUUUUUCUCUCUCUAUCUAUCUCUUUCUCCAAAUCCUUUAUUAUUCUACAUGUUUUUUUUCCUUUUCUGUCUUUCAUUUCUUUUUCUCUUCCCAUUCUCUUAGUCAUUUUUUCAACCUUGACUUCUCUCAUCAUUUCAAGCAUCAGGGUAUAUAUAUAUCUGUAUAUGUACAUAUAUAGAUAGGUAGAUAGGCUGAUAGAUUAUCUUUGUCAUUUGCAAAAUCACAUCAACAAAGAUUGUACAGAUUUUUAUCACCAAAUGAUAUCACUGUAAAUUUGUUCUCAUGAUUUGAGAUUAUUGUCAAUUAUUUGUAAAUGUGUGUAUAUAUUUUGGAUAUAAAGAUGUAUAGAUAAAGUUUAUAGUACUAGAUGUAGAAUUCAUAAUAAUUUUUCGCCUAUAAUACGCUAGGUGUGGAUGUGCUUUAUAAUGUGUUAGUGACAGAAAGACAUUUAUAUCUCAUUUAUAAUGUGUUAAUGACAGAAAGACAUAUCUCAUUUCAUCUUACUCUGAGUUAACGUCUUUUUGGCUUUUAACAGAUGAUGUAAGUCUAUUUUUUAUUUCAAUGCAACUCAUUUAAUCAUCAAGUGCAAAUUUCUUAUAAUUUCAUUGUAAACUGCUUCAAUCAUGUUUCAAUCAAAUUGGCUUUGGAUUUUGUUGCAAUUAUUCAAUAUUUUAUCCGUGAUUAUUAUGUUUAUUAAAAUAAGUUAUUUAACUAUAUAUGUUUCUGUUCAUAUAUAAGGUGUAGAAAAUGUAUGUGAACUUCUGGGCUCUUGUUCCGUCCUUAAGGCUUUCUCCUUUACUGAUACAUAUCCAGUUGAGAAUGCUUUGAACCCCUAACCCUUUGAAUAUCUAGCCUCUAGGCCCUGUGACAUGAAUAGGUGCAAGUGAUAUUUACAAUCGAUUGUAAAUUUUGGUUACAUGGUUUGCAAUAAUCUUGCAGUUAUGACUGAUUGUACACAAGCUUAUAUAUUUCAUGUUUACUGGGCUCCGACCUGAUAAAGAUUUGUGUGAAGCUUUAAAGAAAAUGUUUUCAACCUAAAAUAUUCACAGAGCUUAUAAAUAUAUCAAUUUCGUGAAAUCAUACAGAGAUGUUUUGUGAGUUGUUGGUCGAGUGGCAAAUCCAGACGUUGGUUCAAGAUACUCAAUUAAGUAAUUUGAUAUUUGAAUGUAUUGUUGCUGGAGAAUAUGUGUAACAUUUGGUAUUCUUUCCAAUACAGAUAGAAAGUGACACAAGUACCGGUAAUGCACCAUUUUUCAGUAAAUAUUAGACUGUGGUUUUAUAGUGUUAGGAAAAAGGAUGCCAGCUCAUACUUGUUUGAUUCCAUCUGUAUUGGAUGACAUUGUAAAAUCAGCUAUGUGUUAAGUCUUAAUCAUGGCAGCUUUAUCAAACAGAUCUCAAGUAACAGAUUGUUUUUCUCUCUUUCAUUAAUUCUCUUUUUUUUCAUUUGUUUUGAAUCAAGCUUUUCAUAAACCAAGUCUGGCAGUACCCCUGUAACCAGUAAAGUUGCAAGUGUUCUUGUUCAGGAGAGAAUGAACUGUUAAACCUAGGCCCCACUCUCACAAUUCGCACCACAAUUGAAACCAUGAUCUGUAUCGUGGAGUAAUUGUAGUGGUCGUAUCAGAUCUCGUCAGGUAUUGAGGUCAGUCUUGGCAAUCAUUGUGACUACAAAAAAAAAUUGUUAAAUGGCUCAAAAAUUUUCAGGAUCAGCUACGAAAGGCCAAUCAUAACGGAUUGCAUGACAGUGGGACGAGGUGUAAACAUUACAUUUACUCCUGCGACAAUUUCUCCUAUGGACAUCUCACACAAGAAGCCAGUUAUUGCAUCUGAUUGACUGAGAGCAAAUUAGUCUGUAAAAUUACUGACAACAUAAUAAUGAUUGUAUUUCUUAUUUACCCAGGGUAGCCACUUAGGGUCUUAUGAACUGUUCUCCAUGCGGGCCCUGCAUGAAAUAAUGUCAUUAUUACCCUUCUUUAUUCUGAUACGACGUCGAGCGCCUGACGAAUAGAAGGCAGAAGUUCCCAUUUUGAAAAGUCUUUGGUAUGUCUCUGCCGUGGGUACAAACCCAUGGCCUCCCGUUCAUUAGGCAAAAGCUCUACCACCGAGCCACCAAGUCAGAUGAAACUUGAAAUGCUCCCUGUGUCACGAAGGAGUCUAAGAAACCAUGUGAUGUCACAAUAGGCACAGUGCACUCUGUGGUCAACACUGCAUAAAAAGGGUGGAAAUUAAUUAAUCACAUAUUCAUGUACUAUCGAAAAAGGACUGUUGAUACUAACACAUGCUAUGUGGAGCGUUGUGGCCCAGUGGAUUAGUCUUCGGACUUUGAAACAGAGGGUCGUGGGUUCGAAUCCCAGCCAUGGCGUAAUUUCCUUCAGCAAGAAACUAAUCCACAGUGUGCUGCACUCAACCCAGGUGAGGUAAAUGGGUACCGGUAGGAAGUAAUUCCUUAAAAAGCUGUGUGCGCUAUGAACGCCUAGCUUAGCCGGGUAAUAUAGGAGCGCCUUGAGCACCUAACAAGGUGGAUAUGUGCGCAAUAUAAAUACCCUAUAUUAUUAUUAUUAUUAUUAUUACUAUGGAAACAGGAACUGUAGUUAUGUGAUUGCUUUGGAUUAUGGUAAGGCAUAAGAGACCCAGGUGGGUGAUUCAUAAAGAUGUUCGUAUGUUAAGAGCGACUGGUGAUCCUUUCUUGUGGUAAAUGGUAGAUUCAUUGGCGAUGGUUUAGCGCAUAAGAAAGGUUCACCAGUCAUUCUCAAAGUCGUUCUUACCUUGCGAACAGCUUCAUGAAAAGACCCCCAGGUCAGGUCUGUUGCAAUCUUUUACUGGACAGAAGAGCUAUCAGGAUUUUUUGGAGAGAAAAAACAAAUUGUGAUCUCAAAUUAUUCUAACCUUAAAUUGGAUUAAUCUGUCAUGUGUCAAUGAGCUGCCUGGCUUAUCUUCCAUGUAUUUCAACCAACAAACAAAAGACAAGUGAAAUACAUCAUUUUUUGCCUCAAAAUUAGUGAUUCAAGGGGGUAUUCGGUUUUUAACUUCUUAUAAUUGCAUGCUCUUGAUAAGCCAACAUAAUUUGAGUAGUGCCCCUGAUGUAAGGAGGCAGGUUGUAAUAGAGGAGAUAGGGAUAUAUUUAUAUACAACUGUCCCAUGAAUAUAUGUAUGUCAUAAUCCACUGAGAUAAACACAAAUUCAGCAGUCCCAAAUUUCAAACACAAUACAUUUUUGUUGUCCCAUUGUAGUUCAAAACUUUACAUUCGUUAUUUUUCUGAUUCUGGUUGAAUUACAAUGGUUGGAUUGUAUUUUGGUGCUGUCAUUUACAUUUGUACCAAGCUCAACAAACAUUUCUAGUAAUUUUUAUUGCCAAAUAUGUUUUUGUUUAUAGUGAAACAAUAAAUAUGAUUUCAUAUGACCA
Molecule: messenger RNA, 6989 nt
Organism: Lytechinus pictus (painted urchin)
Lineage: Eukaryota; Metazoa; Echinodermata; Echinoidea; Temnopleuroida; Toxopneustidae
Product: krev interaction trapped protein 1-like
Exons: 15
Coding region: 172-1992 (606 amino acids)
Biological process (GO): cell redox homeostasis; negative regulation of angiogenesis; regulation of establishment of cell polarity
Cellular component (GO): cytoskeleton; plasma membrane
Molecular function (GO): protein binding
Source: RefSeq, a predicted model, not a curated record